AGCGAAAGUGUGGAGUGAAAGGAGUAGUAGUGCACUAAUUGAAAACGGCAGUCAGGAGGAGCAUUGGCAGUGAGUACGAGAAGGCCACCACCAAACUGAGCCCAGCAGAGAAAGCAGAGAAAAUAUCUGCACAAAAUAUUUCCGAUCCCACCGGAGACCCCGCACCGAAUUCUCUCUCUCUCUCCAGUGAAAUGUUGCAUUCAAUUCAUCCUCCACAUAUCCCGACAUCGAGUCCAAUCAGGCCACAAAAUAUCCAGAAUUUCACUUUUGUAAGGACAAAUUUUUCUCGGGCCAGAGUGGAAAAUUGUGCACCACCCCCUGACACUAAAAAGGGAGAGAGGACUACCAGGCACCACACACUUUGAGACUAGACACACACAGAGACGAGACGAGAGAGACGAGAGAAGAGAAAGCCAGCAGCAGCAGGGGAUUAGAUUUUAUAUAUCGAGCUGGAAAAGUUGGGUGCAGUCACCCUUUCUCGAUAUACAUAAGUAGACAACAAGGCUGGAUUGCAGUAAUUAUACAAUUUGAGAGGAAGUGAAGGAGAAGUAGGAGUAGGAAAAAAUGAAUAAAAUGUCAGAGUUUUAAUGUAGUUAAUUUGUAGCAUUUUUUAUAUGGUCAUCAUAAUGUAGGGAAGCAGUAGUGGUGGUUUAUUGAGACUACUACAGUGGAUUGGAUGUCUGGACUGGAGUAUAAAAUGCUUAGCUUAGGUUGGUGGUAGUGGAGAAAGAUGCAGUGGAAAAUUGGACCAAAACUCGCUUUCUCGCUUUCUCUCGCUUUUUAUGUGUCUCUGUUGUGUGGAGGAAAAAAUGCUCUCUGGAAAAAAGGGGAACCGAGUUCUAAAUUGUUUUUGACAGCGAUGGAUUAAUUGUUAUGAUUUGUAUUUGUAUCGUUUUAGUAAUUAUGAGGAGGAAAAUGGGAUGCUGGAAAAUCCCUACUUGUUUUGGAUGGGGUUCCGAGAUGAGCAUAGCACAAUCCGAAAAAUACACAAAAAUAACGGUAACGUUUAAUAUGUUUUGUGGUCGGGAAAUUUCAUUCUCUGGAGUUUUCCAUACUUACUCGGACUUUUUGUGAAAAAUGGCGUAAAAAUAGAAAAUUAACUCACCGUGAUUCAACGUUUUUCAAUCUUCGUGGUCGGAAAAUAUAAUAAAUCGGUAGUUUCAUCCGAUCCUCUGAGAUUCUGGAGUUUUCGGAGUCUUCCAUACUGUUGAUGCCCCCUUUUUUGAAUGACUGAACUUAUUUGCUAAAAAAAUGACGUGCCGACGGACAAGGUUUUGUUGGAGUGAGUUGAGGUUUGUACUCAAAUAAACAAGGUCCCUAAAAAGGGGGAAUCUUAGUGAGGUAGUGUAAUCAUAAGUAAUAAAUAAAAUUAGAUUGCAGAAUUUUUGCAUCACCGCUCUCGGUUCUGAAUUUCUGAGCUUCAAAUUGGAAUAACUAAGCCAAUUCUUAACGGAUUUUGAUAUAUUUAUCCUUAAAAUUUUCGGGAUAAACUGCUCUACAAUUCGUGGGUAUCAAAGUGUUGAUAAAGUUUGCUAGUAACUAGCAAUAAUUACAAAUGUGUUUCUAAGGCUACAUAUUUGCCCAUAAUUCCGGUCAAAAUGACGUAAUCGCUUAGUCGGAUCAGAUCCCAUUUCUACAUUAUGUAACAAUAAUCGGUGCAAAAUUUGAUCAAAAUCGGUUGAGAAAUGACUGAGAUAUCGCAGAUGGUCACUUUUUUGGGGUGGGUCAAAUGCAUACUUAGUAAUUUUUUUCGUUGUUAGGUAUUUGCCUCACUAAGAAUAAUAAAAAAAAUAAAUCUUGUGUCUGUGUCUGAUCAAAAAUUGUUGACUUGACCAUUCCUCGCACACAAUCACCAUGACAAAAAUCCCACAGUCCUGCAAAAAAAGACCCUCAAUAACAAAACACAACAAACAUUUAUUAUGAUUUCACAAAUAUAAUCCUACCACCACUUCGCCCACAAAAUUCCCCGUGAAUACAGAAAAAAAAUGAGUCAAUCCCCUGGGCCCUCUACGCAAGAUCCCUCGACUCGAAAAAUAACCCUGGAAGAACUGAAAACUCACAACACCCGAAACGAUGCAUGGAUCGCUUUGAAAGGAAGCGUGUACAACGUGACCGACUACGCCAACAAGCAUCCGGGUGGAUACCAAGCAAUUCAACAAGGAUUCGGCAUCGACGCCACCAAAUUAUUCAAUCAGGUUCAUAGUUAUGUAAAUUUCGAAAAGAUUCUUGCCGGAAAAAAAAUUGGAGUUUUAUCACCAACCAAAAAUACAUUGGAAUAAUUCUCUCAGAAUAAAUAAAUAAAUAUCGUGCUAUUUUUUUUUACAUUUAUUCGA
This is a messenger RNA of Folsomia candida, 2333 nucleotides long. Its product is annotated as cytochrome b5 domain-containing protein RLF-like. The record is from RefSeq and is a predicted model, not a curated record. The coding region runs from base 1986 to 2279 and encodes 97 amino acids. The transcript has 3 exons. Lineage: Eukaryota; Metazoa; Arthropoda; Collembola; Entomobryomorpha; Isotomidae.